AUGAGUUUGACCCCGAAGCUCGUGUCCCGAGCAGAAGGAGAGUGUGGUGUAGGGCCAGGCCCUUAGCUUUCGGUCUUCAUCUCGCUAAUAUUGUGUAAAAUGGGCACAUAAUAGAUUAAUUGUACUUAGAACAGAACAAAUCUGCGCUCAAGGUUGAAGAGUAAGUUGAACUCAACUUUCAAGACAGGUAAAGUUAGCAUUCUUAUUAAAUAUGGCGAAUCCAAAUCGUGAAAGUGUUAGUACGCGCUUCUCGGAUAAUUAUGACCUCAAAGAAGAAUUAGGGAAGGGGGCAUUUUCAAUAGUAAGACGCGCUGUUCAAAAAUCAACUGGAUACGAAUUUGCGGCCAAAAUAAUCAAUACCAAGAAACUCUCGGCCAGAGAUUUUCAAAAAUUAGAAAGAGAAGCUCGAAUUUGUCGAAAAUUACAACAUCCCAAUAUCGUUAGAUUACAUGACUCUAUUCAAGAGGAACAUUUUCACUAUCUCGUAUUUGAUUUAGUGACUGGUGGAGAAUUAUUUGAAGAUAUAGUAGCACGAGAGUUUUAUUCUGAAGCAGAUGCAUCUCACUGUAUUCAACAAAUUUUGGAAUCCGUGCAUCAUUGCCAUCAUAAUGGAGUUGUUCAUAGAGACCUCAAACCUGAAAACUUAUUACUUGCCAGCAAAGCUAAAGGAGCUGCAGUGAAAUUAGCUGAUUUCGGACUCGCUAUCGAAGUCCAGGGUGAUCAACAAGCAUGGUUUGGAUUCGCUGGUACUCCUGGAUAUCUGUCACCAGAAGUGCUUAAAAAGGAACCUUACGGCAAGCCAGUGGAUAUAUGGGCAUGUGGCGUUAUAUUAUAUAUUUUGUUAGUUGGAUACCCACCAUUUUGGGAUGAAGAUCAACAUCGAUUAUACGGACAAAUUAAAGCUGGUGCUUAUGAUUACCCAUCUCCCGAAUGGGAUACUGUAACGCCUGAAGCUAAAAGUCUAAUUAACCAAAUGUUGACGGUUAACCCGAGCAAGAGAAUAACUGCUUCUGAGGCAUUGAAGCACCCAUGGAUCUGCCAUCGUGAGCGUGUUGCAUCGGUUAUGCAUAGACAAGAAACAGUGGACUGUUUGAAGAAAUUCAAUGCUCGCCGCAAAUUGAAGGGGGCCAUUUUAACCACUAUGCUUGCUACUCGCAACUUUUCUGGCAAAUCCAUGGUCAAUAAGAAAGGAGAUGGUUCGCAAGUAAAAGAAUCAACUGAUAGUAGUACUACCUUAGAAGAUGAUGAUCUGGACAAAGACAAAAAGGGAGUUGACAGAGCGUGUACAGUCAUCUCUAAAGAACACGAUGAAGAGAGUCUCACUAAAGCGGACUCGUUUGGAAAGGCUCGCGGCGACAGUAAUGCUUCUCUGCGCCGAGCAGAAGUAAUCAAAGCAACUGAAGUUCUGAUCGAUGCCAUUAAUAAUGGAGAUUAUGAAACUUAUUCGAAAUUAUGUGAUCCCACUGUUACUGCAUUUGAUCCAGACGCACUAGGAAAUCUCAUAGAAGGCGUAGAGUUCCAUAAAUUCUUUAUUGAUAACACCCCAACGCACGUAAAAACAAAUACUACAAUUUUAAAUCCCAGAGUACACUUACUUGGAGAUGAUGUAGCUGUUAUAGCUUAUGUGUGUGUUACGCAGAGUGUGGACGGUGAAGGGCGACGGUCUACAAACCAGACUCAAGAAACACGUAUUUGGCACAAACGCUUCAACAAGUGGACUGCAGUUCACUUCCAUCGCUCCUAACUAGUCCCUUCUCUUAAAGGCUACACCAAGCCAGUGGAAUUUGGUCUCAUAAAACAAGAUUUGUGUAAUGGCGAUGUUAUUAAAAGCAUUAUAUCCUUUCAUAAAUAAGCCGAGACCAUUACAAACAAAUCCUUGGCUACCGAAAUAUAUUUAUAUCUAAUUCUGCUAAAAAUUACACGAAUUUUACUAGUAAUUCUUUGUAAUCUCAAAGAAUUAAGUUAUUUAAUUAUAGGUAAUCAAUCAAUAUAAGCAAAAAUGCUAUUUCGUUUUCUGUAAUAGUUAAAACUACCAGAAUAAACCAAAAAUAAUUUGUGGCUAAAAUGUGAUACUGAUAAAUAUCCAAAGCUUCACGCUAGAUUUAAAGAGGAUAUUAAAAGAAUGAUCUCGGCCACAAUCGAAAAUCAACGAAUAUUCAAUGCAAGCGUUGGUGAACUCUAAAUCCAAAAAAUCUCAAACAUAUUACAGAUCUGAUACAAAUGAAUCUUAAACAUUAUCAAGUAACCUAACCUAAUAUAAAAUCUCCAGACAUUUUCAAGAUUUAGAAUUAUUAGCACAUUUCUCAAUAAGUCUCUCUACAUUUUUAACUAUAAAUGUUUUGUCGUGCUUAAAAAUGGUGUUCUAUUUGUUAUUGAAUACCUAGCUAGUAAGAUUAAAAUUAAUGCAGUUAUUGGCACUAUAUACUAAACCCACUAAAAAUUGCCACUUUGUAUUUUUCAAAUAUGUUUACUCUCAUAGAAUAUGUACAAUUGAUAACUUCUUUUCAAAUUCAUGAACUAUUAAAUCUAGUAUUGAUUUAUUAUAUUAUAAUGUUUUAAGUGAAUUAUAUCAAUUUUGUCAAUUUUAGAUUUAAAUAUUGUUAACUUUACUGUGCUUUUGCUUUAAUUAAUCAGAAAUGUAUGUUGAAAAUAUAAUUAUAUUAUAAUUUGCAAAAGGUUAAAAAAUUGUAACUCAUAUAAUUUUAAACUCAAAAAAUAAAUAUAUUAUAACAAUUCUAUAGUGAACUGUGCAAGGAGUGGACUGUUUUAUCAAAGUAAUUAAUUUGAGAGGAGCUUGUAGAGUGAUAUUAUAUGUGUAAUGGGUAGUAAUGAUAAUUGUUGCACAGUUUCACUUAAGAAAUGUGCUAAUGUUAAGUCUGCAAAAAAUUCAGUAUUUUCUAGAAGUAAAUUUAGAUAUAUAAACAACAUUAACCAAUGUUUUUACAAUUUUGUAAAUCGUAGGAUAGUUAGCAAAACCUAAUUUUUAUAAAUAUACUUCAAAAAGUGUUUGGAAUUGUAAUGUAAAUUGCAUCAUAGAUAACUGAUUUGUGAUUAUAAUGAUAUUCCCACUAUUGAAAGGUAGGUACAUAGUUGUGCCAUUAUCAUUGAAAUUAGUGCCAAUAACUGUAAAUUAUAAAAUGUAUUCUAGUCUUUAUUGUUACGCAUAUUAGUAUUUAAUCAAUGUUUUAAUUAAUUUGGAAAAUUAUACAGAACUAAAUACUUACAUGUAAAUAGAUAUGAUUUGCACACCACAUGUUCAAAAGUUGGUAUCAUCUAAAAUUAUUUAUGUAGUAUUUUUAUUUUUUUAUAUUUUUCUUUUAUACUUGUUGAUUAUUAAUUUAUUUUGUUAUGGGCUCUCCCAUGAUAAUACCUAAAAUUGUCACUAUAUAUAUAUAUUUUUUUGUAUUUUAUAAGUAAGACAUUAAAUUUGUAAUUUAUUUAUUGCCAAUUUUGAUAAUUGGCAAAUAGUAUUAUUACUUUGAAUCAAGUUAUUUUUUCAUUAAAACAUCACAACUAGAUAGACUAGACUUACAUUAAGGAUAAAAGUAUUUCUUGAUACCUCGUCCAUGUCUGUUUAACUAACUGAAUGGUUAAAUUUAAAUAUUUGCUUUUAAAUAACUUUCAUAUAUUUACAUCAUAACUAUUUCAAAAAAUACAUUGUUAAGGGUUUUGUUUGUUACUAACUUAAAUUUUAAUAUUAUUAUUAAUAUAUUUAUGUAUUCAGAAAGGAGCUCUAAAAGAUAGUAUUGAAACAUAUUAUAAGAUUACACAUUAUACCACUAAUUAACAUAUUUCAGUCCAAAACAUAUGUUCUCCAAUGUAUUCUCUGUUCUGAAAAAGCUUUUACAUGUAUAAAAUAUGUUGGAAUGAUUACAAAAAAAAAAAACAUAUUUGUAUUAAAUUCAUAACAAAUAAAAUAUUUACAACACA
Messenger RNA from Vanessa atalanta (red admiral), 3930 nucleotides. It is a transcript of the gene CaMKII, whose product is annotated as calcium/calmodulin-dependent protein kinase type II alpha chain. Gene Ontology annotation, molecular function: calcium/calmodulin-dependent protein kinase activity; ATP binding; calmodulin binding. The record is from RefSeq and is a predicted model, not a curated record. Gene Ontology annotation, biological process: protein phosphorylation. Bases 212 to 1744 code for a protein of 510 amino acids. Lineage: Eukaryota; Metazoa; Arthropoda; Insecta; Lepidoptera; Nymphalidae. The transcript has 2 exons. Gene Ontology annotation, cellular component: neuron projection; cytoplasm.